Messenger RNA from Apus apus (common swift), 6080 nucleotides. It is a transcript of the gene TRADD, whose product is annotated as TNFRSF1A associated via death domain. Gene Ontology annotation, molecular function: transmembrane receptor protein tyrosine kinase adaptor activity. Bases 116 to 1036 code for a protein of 306 amino acids. Gene Ontology annotation, cellular component: tumor necrosis factor receptor superfamily complex. Lineage: Eukaryota; Metazoa; Chordata; Aves; Apodiformes; Apodidae. The record is from RefSeq and is a predicted model, not a curated record. The transcript is spliced from 5 exons. Gene Ontology annotation, biological process: extrinsic apoptotic signaling pathway; positive regulation of canonical NF-kappaB signal transduction.
CCGUGCCGUGCCGUGCCGGGGGAGCAGCGGGCGGUGCCGGGGCCCGGUCCCGCCGCGCAGAGGCGGAAGUGGCGGCGCCGAGGCCGGUGGCGGCGGUGGCUGAAGGGUGCAGAAGAUGGCAGGCAGCUCUGCUCCUUGGAUUGGCAGUGCUUACCUCUUCCUCCAGUCCACCUGCAAGACCAUUGUUCUGCCUUCUCUCUACGAAAGCUCCCAGAAGAAACCCAGUGUGUUCAAGGCACUGAAGCUGGCAUUAGCAGACUCCACGGGCAGUGUGAAUGGUGUGGACAUGCUCAAGGUGCACUGCAGCCACCCACACCUCAUCAUCCAGCUGAAGUUCUGCAAGCAGGAGAACUGCCGACGGUUCCUGCGGAGCUACCGGGAAGGAGCGCUCCAGGAGGCCCUCCAGAAUCACCUCCAGCUCUCCCUGGCCAUGACCACAGUGCCUCUUGAAAUGGAGCUGAAGGCUGGCAACGAGCACCUGGACAACAUGCUGAAGGAUGAGGAUCGCUGCCUGGAGUGCAUCUACAGGGAAAAGCCCGACCGCCUGCGGGAUGAGGAAAUCACAGAGCUGGAGGAAUGUCUCCAGAGCCUGAUUGUUCACCAGAGCAUCAACAACAAUGUGGCUGUAAAGGACUGUGAGUCUCUGAACUCCCCAUCUCUACCUCAUCCUGCUCAAGGCAGCUCCCUUUCCCCACAAGCCACCUUCAUCUUUCAGGGACAGCAGUUUGCCAACAGAACCCUGUCACCAGACGACCACCAGAAGUUUGCCAAGCUGGUGUCCAAGAAAUGGAAGCAAGUGGGUCGCUCUUUGCAGAAGAACUGCCGGGCCCUGCGAGAUCCUGUCAUUGAUAACCUGGCCCUGGAGUAUGACCGAGAGGGACUGUAUGAACAAGCCUAUCAGAUGCUUCUCAGAUUCAUCCAGUCAGAGGGGAAGAAGGCCACAAUAGCCCGGCUCAUCGCAGCCCUGGAAGAAAAUGGUCUCAUCAGCUUGGCUGAGGAGCUCUUGGACCUUCAUUCCAACGAGGACUGCUCCUAGAGGCCGAAGGGUAGUGGCAUUGCUAAGGGCUUUCUUGCUUCAGCUAGUGUGUGAGACUGCUGCCAGUGCCUGGGAAUGCAAAACCCUGAAAAUCAUGGCAGGUUUCCAUGUAAAUGGGAAUGCCCAGGGGAGAGCUUCUGUGCUGACAGAAGCAGCAGGGACCUCUGAUGUUCCUUAUUUCACUCUCUUUCCAGAAGUCAACGUUACCUUCCCAUGAACUGGUGAGAGAGGCUUUCAGCCUGACUUCCUUCAGGACUGAAAUGCCACAGGGGAGCAGCCACUUACAGAGCCCUAGGGGGAGUGAAGGAGAGGAGAAAAGCAAGGAAGGCCUCUUGGAGAAUUUCUCUGGGAAGCAGACAAUGCCACUGCUUCUCAGGCUGUGGCCCAGGGCCAGCACCUGGAGAGCUGGAGUAUAGUUUUUAUAUAUGAAGACAUUUACACCCCCCAGGCAUGACAUCAAGCAAAGACAGAGGGGAAAUUAAGGAAAAGUAAAUUUAUAUUAUUUUCCUUCCUUCUUCAAACAAGGAAUAUCUGUGGCACAUGCAUCUGUCCUGCCCUACUCUCAUAUAGCUCCUGCCCACCUCUCACCACCCGGGGGUUUCCCAUUUACCUGGGACAGUCAUCAUCUUCCAGAUGGCACAAGAUUGCUGCUGUAGCACAAAUUUCAGGCACUGAGCAAGCAAUAUGGACAAACACAAAUUCAGAGAAUGAUUCCCAGCUUUUUCUGGACCAUGGUGGACAAUUAAAUAUUGACUACAUCACACUGAGCUCUUUCCCACCAACCCGAGGGAGCCUGCACCUGUGAAAAGCAGAACAUGGUGCUGGAAAGAAAAUAGUCUCCUAGUCAGCAAGCUCCCUAUGGAGCACAGAGGUGCUCCAAGGUGUGUGUCAGUAUCAAAAACCAUCCUGACUGCAGCCCACAGAGCUGAGCAGUUGCCUCUGACCAGCUGGCUCCUAGUGCCUUUGCUCUCUUCUCAAUCACCUGCUGCUUUCACCAGCGAGGACAGCUCAGGCCAUUGUGUCCCACAGGAGCUGGGACUUGCACAGAGCCUGGUGGUGUUGUCACUGUGUGACAAUUGGGCAUCAGCUGCUGUGCCUGGAUUUACCUGCCCUGAUUUUGAGGGUUAAAAAUGGCUUAAAGGACAAAGCACUCACCCCCCAGGGCUGGCUCCUGCUUUCAGUUCUGGUGGGAGAAGCUGGCACCCCUGGUAUGGUUGAUGCAGACUGCAAGAGAGCAGAGUUGACACCUUUGUCCAGAACAAAGCAACAAGUAUCUAGCAUGACUUGGGUCCUGUGGAGCACAACAGCAGCUUGAUUACCUUUGACAUACUCCUUACACUUUCCUGAUAGGUUUUUUACUUCUCCUUUGCCAUUAAUUCUCUCCCUCUUUGUCCUUCCUGUCAGUGGGAAUAAUCAGAUGCAGAAAUUAUUCAGAAAUAAUGGACAUUAUUUCAGGUGCAGGGGGUGGCUCUGCCAGCACUUAAAGCCUACGUGUGCACACCAGCAUGGGGCCAGGGGCAGUCAGGGCAGGACCAGCUUUCAGAGAGACAAGCCCUGAUGGCCUUUUAAACCACAACUCACAUCUUUAUCCCUCCUGAGUCGAAGCAGGAACUCUGUAGGCAGGGAUGCAAUAGGGGGUUCAGGUGUGGGCUCAGAUCCAAGCUCCUGGAGCUGCUGCUGCUCCCUUAACUGCUGCUAAAACUCAUGCUGUGAGCAUCAGCUAACUGAAGACCUGGAUCAGGGGGAUUUAGAUGGCCAGCUUCUACCCAGCUGGGAUGCACAGGCCUCAGAUGUGCUGAGGAUGGUGUAAGCCUGAGGAAGGUGGCUUUUCUCUGCAGGUUUUGAACCCCCAAGGUUAUGUACAGGAUGUGGAAAGGAAAGGGAGGAGGUGAAAGAUGGGGAGAGAAUGUUUUCAGGGUGCUUCCUUCAAAGGAAGCAGCACUUCACCCAGGCACCAUCUCUACACAGACCAUGGCUCUGUGACCUUUUAUGAAGCCAUUCUACAUCAGUGCUCUUGCAGUCUCAACUCCCCACAUUCCUGCUCCCUUUCCCUUACAAUAGUGCCAAGUGCUCUUCCCAAAAUGAAGCAAUUCUCUGGCAGUCUUGCUGUCAGCACCAGCACAGCCAUGCUGAUCUUGGUUAGCUCAGGCUGCUGUGGAAACCAUACCUCAAAGCACUUAGCUUUCCUGCCAGAUCCCAAACAAGGAGCCCUGUUUGGCAGUGACCCACCUGGCAAACAGUAUUUAAAACAAAGAAAAUAUAAAACCACAUCAGAAACUUGAAAAUGACUUUAACAGCAAGAGGGCUUGCUCUUGAUUUUGUAAAAACUGGUUUUGACAAGGUCCUAUGCAUAGCCUGCUGUCUCAUUUGGAAUGAAUGCUCCUGAGCCCUCAGACAAGCUGUUCACCUGCAUGACUCUCAUGUUCAGUUAGAAGGCAGCCACUGAGUAGUGCUGGCUUUUACAGCAUCUCUUCAUGCUCCAAAUGAGAAAGCUUUAUUAUUCAGUAUCUACUUCAAGUCCAAAAAAACCUUCUCUGCUGCUAUUACUGCCUUACAGGGUAAUGCAUUCAUAAGCAUGAAUGCUUUUUUUCUUAAUGCAAACCCUGUGCAUUUUACUCCUCUGCCAGCAAUUGGCAUAAGUGUUUCCUCUUACUCACUGAUUCCUUCUCAAAAGUGCCAUUAAGUGCUGGAGCUCCUGGCAGCCUUUCUGGAAUAUCUUUAACAGCAUUCACAGGUGCCUUCAUUGCAGAGAUUCGAAGGAAGAGAGUUUUCCAGUGAUAUUCCAUGGUGGAAUUGUCUUUGAGCACAUGGCAUGGUUUGAGACCACAGCAGUGGCUGUUUCAUACCUUCUUUUCUGUGGUCAGUCAUAGAAUUGUUGGAAAGGACCUUAAAGAUCAUCCAGUUCCACUCCCCAGCAUGGGCAGGGACAUCUGCCCAUCAUGAGAUGCAAUGAAAACUCAAUUCUGGUCUCAAGGGGACACUUCCCUGCUAAAAGAGUAGGUUUUUUGUCUGGCACAAACAGAGAGACAAUUUUCAGAGCAGGCUUAGAAUGAAAUAGAUCAAUUGGAUCAUGGAUGUCAUGUGCAUUGAUCUGGUGUGGCUGGGGCUUGACUUCUUUCAUCAGAUUAGAGACAUGUCUUACCUCAGAUAGCAAUGCAGUGAGUGGAACUGAAGAAAGAGCUGGAUGUUGGGGAUACUUGCUGGUACACCUGGAAUUUGGUGCUACACAGACUGAGGGUUCUAAUAAGCCCCUCCAGUGCCUGCCAGGCAGUUGGGAGAGGAGUGCCCUUUUCCUCCUCACCUGUGCAAAGGUAGCUGCACCCAGCCUGCACCUACUCAGGUGCCAGGCAAGCAGGUGACCCUCCCUCACUGCUGUUGGUAGCAAAUAGCUCAUGUCUAGUGUGUGGGACAAGCCACAGGCACUGCUGCUGCUGGCAAACUUGGCCUUACCCUUAACAGCUCUUCUCUGUGUAUUAGGAUAUGUUUGGAAAAAAAUAAUAGUUUCAGAAUCAAACAUUCAGCAUGAUAUUAAAAGCAAAUAAAGAUGCUUAUCAGUUGCAUAUAGAAAAGAAGAAAUAAAGUAUAAAACAAACUGCAGAAACCAGGCCAAGAAAUGCUUCCAGGAAGGGAUCCAAGAGGGCUUUUUUGUGUGUGUGUGUGGUACAGAUUGUUUUUUGUAGUUUUAGCAAUGUUUCAGAUUUGAAGGAGGCUCCUUUCAGUCUGCCAGAGAGAAUAAAAGCUCCAACCAAAGGAGAAGUUGAAUGAUUUGUUUUGGCAUAGGUGAGCCACAAGUGUUCACACAGACAAUAAGAAAGAGGAGAGUGAAAGUUAAAAUGCUCACCAGAGACACUGUGACCUGAGGGAUGUGACUCAGACAAACCUGAGAGUAUAUUCUGGUAUAAAAUUGUCACAAAGGCAAACAUCAAACUGUCCUGGAGGGCAGAGUCAGGAAUAGGCUGACAUGAACCUUCUUAGAUGUUUGGUAGCCACAGAUCAGUUCAUCUGCUGAAGACCACAAUGCACCAGCAGAGCAGAUAGGGAAGGUGCUCUCUUUCAGCAGCUUCAGUUUUCAGCUGCUUCCAGGGGACCAGUUUGUCUCAGAACUGCUGUAUCCAUUUCAAAUUCAGGGGAAACUGAGGCAGAAAACAGAAUAUUCUUUGCCACACUCUUUAAGAUAUGGAAAACAUAAGGCUAAGAAAGGGUAGUUGCUUAGAGUUGAGGGGAACUACUUGUUCAGAGGAGGCAUAGGUGCUUGGUGCAGACACUGCUCCAGAAAAAGAUCUUCACCCAGUGUGAGGAACCUGGGGGGGGUUUUCCUUACCUGUGAAUUUUGCCAACCAUCUCACAAUCUGCUUCAGCACUGAAGCUGUUCUGCUGCCUGGGUCCCUGCAUCACCUCUUCUCUGUGGUUUCAAAAGUACCUUGGAGCCACCACCUCUGAGUCCCAGCCCAGCAGCUGCCACAGCCCCUGAAACCAAAAGUGAGCACAAACAGCAGUGAGGAGCCUCCAGUUCCCUGAAGCUGCUGGUUCAGGUCAACUGAAAAUUCUGGUAUAGGUGGGAUCCUCUGGAAUUGUACACCUUGAGCUAGGGUGGGAGGCAAGAGGGUUUCUUCAGUCUCACACACAUAUUGGAGAGUGUGCAUGAAACUGGUGAGAUCCUCUGCUUUAGACCAGACAAGGCUCUGGACAUUUGUCUUCUCUGCAGAAGUGAAGCAAUUUAAAGCCUAGAGUAGAAAAUGAUUUUCUUUUUUCUUCUCUGGAUUGAAUUUUAAAGAGACUUGGCCACACAUGUCUAACUGAAACCCAUAGGAGAGGUGUGGUCAAGUCCCUUAGUCAUCAGUAGAAAAAUCCCUUGCUGACCUAAUUCCAAAUAUCCUUGAUACUCAGCAUCAGCCACCCAGAGCUGUGGACUGCAAUGCCAUGGAUACUCAGGUCUGGGACAUUCAACUUCCAAGGAAUUGUCUUUUAGAGAAAAAAAAAAGCACUUUGGUCUAUUUUUUCCCCCAUUCUUUUUUAAUGAAUAAAUAUAUACUUUUGAUGAAAA